UGGGGCCCGGCCGGCGCGGUUGCCUCGAAGCUUCUGCUGGAGCCGGGGCGACCGCAGCGGGGCCGGGGCCGGGCCGGUCGUGCGGGGCCGCGCUGCCCCCCUUCCCUGGUCCGUUGUGGCAGCCAGAGGGCGCCCGGGUGGGGGGCGCCAAGAUGCAGAAACUGAAGCAGAGAGUAAGCGACUUGCCCAAGGUCACACAGCUAAGAUUUGAACUAAGGUCUUCCUGACUCCGGGCCCAGCACUCUAUCCACUGCACCACCUAGCUGCCUCAGUCAGUUCUUUGCCUAAGUGCUUUCUCAUGUGGGUGCCAUAGCCCAUGAAUAUCUGCUUCUCUGAGUUAGUGAUGGCAGCCUGAUUUCAGGUGCUGCUGACCAGCAAGAAUGGAGCUUCCUUCAAGCAAUCCACCAGCAUCAGACCUCCAGAGCCACUACAGCACUACGGUGCCAGGGCCAGACUCCCCCGAGGCCGUCUGAGACGGAGCCGGUGGCGUGGGCGCCUCUUUUAAGAUGACCCGAACGGACCCACCGGAUCUGCUGGUGUCAACCGUAUACCAGGACAUCAAGGUGGCCGCCCCGGGCCCCGCAGCCAGUGGCCCGCCAUGUGAAAGCCCAAUGUCCCGGCCCGCGGCUCCCGCGCCUUUCAACAAGCGCCACUGCCGCAGCUUUGAUUUCUUAGAGGCGCUGGACGGGCCGGCCAUGGAACCCCGCGGUCCCGAACGGCACCAGCAAGAGCCGCCUCUCGUGGCGCAGCGGUGCGGACCACCCGGCCCUGAACUUGCCCGGCCCCGCCACCGCGGAAAGGAUGGAGAACCCAAGCGUCGGGCCCGCUCCAAAAGCGCUCCCAGGGCCAAAACCAAUCUGGUGCCAGCAGCGGCGCCCGCCUCUCCCCCAGUCCCUCGGAGGGGCCGUGAAGUGCUGAGGGCUCCGCCCCGCGAGCCGCCCUCUCCAAGGCGAGAGCCCACCUACCCGGCCAUGCGUGCGCUGGCCAAUGAACUUCAUCCUAUCAAGCUGCAGCCGCAGCGGAGCAGCACUAACCGCAUUUCACCUCUCUGCCCUGCCAGCCGCUGCGUCCCGCCACCUGAGGAGCCCGCGCGGGCCCCCGCCCCGGCCCCCCACGUACGCUGCCGCGUAGAUAUCAAGCCUGAUGAGGCUGUGCUGCAACACGCCGCCCGUGCCUCCCGAUCUGUACCGCCAGCAGAGAGUCCGGCCUGGGCACGGGUACCCUUCCCUCCCCGGGGCCUCACAGUGCCUGGGCCUCGCCACAUGAUGCUGUCGCGCACGCCCACGCCUAGUGACUCCUACAGUGGGGAGCCACGGGCGAUGUACUGCGACGGUCCCUUCCCUGGGCCGCCUUCCCGCGACUACUCCGAACGGGGCUGCCCUCCUUUCGCUGCCCCUCCAGGCCCCACUAAGUUUUUCUACACUGAGGAGCCCAGCGGCUACCCAACUCUCCCAGCCCAAGCCUUCGACAGCUACGGCGCCCGCCCCUACCCCGGACACGGCCUCCAGUCCUACUACCCUGAGGAACCCCAGGGGCCCAGCCCUCCACGGAGCUACUACAUGGAAGAAGCUCGUACCUACCCCAUCCAGGAGCCCCCCACUCGUUCCUAUUACGGGGAAGCCCCACGCUGCUAUGGUCCCCGCUUUGGAGAUGAUCCCCGCUACAUAGAAGAUUCUCGGGCCUUCUCCUCCCGCUUUUUCUACACUGAGGACUAUACCAAGUACCGCGAACGGGAUGCCCUCUCCAGGACUUACCCGUACCCCCGGGGAGGGAGCCAGUCCUGGGGAGACUGGCAACCCCUCCCCUAUCGCACCCUACAAGUUGCUCCCCUUCCGCCUCCCGGGCCUGGGGCAUUGCUAUCCUCUUGGCAUGGAGGCACUGGCACCAGCCCACCUCGGCUGGCCACAGACAGCCGCCACUAUUCUCGCUCGUGGGACAAUAUACUGGCGCCGGGCCCACGCCGAGAGGACCCUCUGUGCAGGGGCCGCAGUUAUGAAAACCUGCUGGGCCGCGAGCCAAGGGAAUCCCGGGGCCUCUCCCCCGACGGCCGACGGCCUCCGGUUGUGGUCAAUUUGUCCAGCUCUCCCAAGCGGUACGCGGCUUUGUCGCUGUCGGAGACGUCCCUGCAGGAAAAGGGCCGGGCUGGGGAAGGACCGAGCCGCGCCUGGUACGUCACCCCGGAGAUCACCAUCACUGACAACGAUCUGCGCGCUGCGGAGCGUCGGGUGGGAGGCUGGGAACACCUCGGAGGCCGCCCUCCUCCACCGGCCCCUCGGCCCCCGGCUCGUGACGGCCCCGCCUCAGCUCGGCAGCGCAGCCUGGAGCAGCUGGACGAGCUUAUCACCGACCUGGUCAUCGACUCCAAGCCCCCCACGGGUCCUACGCCACCGGACAGUGACAGCCUGGGCCGCCAGCUGCGCCGACUCCUGAGCGACGGGCAGAGCCGGGGGCCGCCCGAGCCGGAGCUAGGGCCCGAACCCGAGGCCGAGCCAGAGCCCGGAUCGCCUACCAGCCCGGAAGCCCCACGACGAGACGAGACGGCCGGCGGCUCCCCGGAGCUGAGUGCGGACGAGGACGACCUCAUGACGUGUUCCAACGCCAAGUGCCGCCGCACCGAAACGAUGUUCAACGCCUGCCUCUACUUCAAGUCGUGCCACAGCUGCUACACCUACUACUGCUCGCGCCACUGCCGCCGGGAGGACUGGGAUGUGCACAAGGCCAGCUGCGUCUACGGCCGAGUGGGCAGCGUGUGCCGCCACGUGCUGCAGUUCUGCCGCGAAAGCCCGCCGGUGCACCGCGCCUUCUCGCGCAUAGCGCGCGUGGGCUUCCUGUCGCGCGGCCGCGGGGUCCUCUUCCUGGGCUUUCCCAGCCCGGGUUCGGCAGAGAACUUCCUGCAGUUUGGCCUGGAGAGCCUGCUGAUGUCGCCCACUUAUUUGUCCCUGCGCGAGCUGGGCGGCUACGCCGACCCGCUGGGAGGCUAUGGACAGGAACUGCAGGCGGCCGGGCGCCAGUACGAGCCAGCCGAGUGCUUCUUGCUCAACGUGACAGUAGCCGUGGGGCCCGACGUGCCGGCACGGCCGUCGCCCAAGAGCCCGGUGCCCACUGUGCGCAAGUUCGCUAAGGUGGCCCUGGCGACGCCCGGGAGCCCCGAGCGAAGACGGCGCGCACCUCGGCGCGAACCCGAAAUGGAAACGCUGAUCCUGACGCCGCCGCCCGGCACAGCGGGCCUGGGCCAGGAAGGCGAAGCCGGCCGGCGCGCGCGCGAGGUGGCCUUCAUCCACAUCCAGCGCGAGCUGCGUCUGCGCGGUGUCUUCCUGCGCCACGAGUACCCACGCAUCUACGAGCAGCUCUGCGAGUACGUGGAGGCCAACCGGCGCUUCACUCCCACCACCAUCUACCCCACGGACCGCCGCACUGGCCGCCCUUUCAUGUGCAUGAUCAUGGCCGCCUCAGAGCCCCGAGCCCUCGACUGGGUGGCCAGUGCCAACCUGCUCGAUGACAUCAUGUGACACACACCGCAACACACACACACACACACACACACACACACACACACACACACACACACACACACACACACCCCUCUCCCUUUCCUAGGAGGCCGUAGGUUUUGGACGCCUGUCUCCAACCGCCAUGGGUUCCCAACCGCCUUUCUAGAUUGGGCCUCGCACCCAACGGCCUCUCCCAGCCUACACUCAGUCCCACAGCCCGACCAAUCCCUGGUUUUGGCCUCGCCCUCAACUCGCCCCUCUGGGAUUUGGUCCUGCCUCAGGCUGCCUCUCCCCUGCCCCAACACCCCCCACAAACACACCAGUUCUGGCUGGGGCCCCGCCCUUAGCCUCUCCUACUGGGUGUGGCCCGCCCCCAUCCUCCCGUCCAGUUAUUGCCCUGCCGGACCACUCUUCUCUUGGUUUUGGCUCCUUUCCCCACAUCCUCUGCUUAAUUUUCUCAUAAGUUGACCCUCUUUCCACCCUCCUCUGCUUUCUAGCUAAACUGAUGGUGUAAGGGCCACCCUGGGGCUUCUCCUGCCUUUUUCUUCCUUCAGAAAGUGUGUAUGUGGGAGUGCAGGGGCAUCCUUAAUUUGGCGCAAUGUGGGGAAAGUACACUGGCCCAGGCCAUCCUCUGCCCAUCGUUCUUCUUUACUACUCCCAGGCCAAUCUUUAUCGAUUGCCUUCUCCAGUCUCUCCUGGUCACUACCACUCCAAACAAAAAGAAAAAUCGAGUCCCUUGCCUGGGAUGUGAAGGGUCACGUGUUCCUUCCCUCUCCUUUCCUAAUCCCCACCCACAGGUGCUUCUUCAUGCCUACUCAUCAUCCCCCAAUCCUGAACUUCUUUGUUAACCAAAGCUACAGUUAAGUCACUUUAAAUACCCUCAUCCUACUCAGGUCAUUUCCAAGUAGGAUUUGGGGAGAGGCCUCCAGUUUCCUUCAAAAAGAGAAGGCAUAUUCUAAGUUCCUGCCCUUUCUCCCCCCUGCUCCCUACUCCAUUCUCUUAGAAAGAUAGCCCACCUCAGCUGGAAUCCAAAACUGGGCUUUCAAUGAUAAAGAACAGAAGUAGGGGAAGGGGGGGGAGGGGGUUGGUGCUAGACAAGGGGAAGGGAUGGAGAACUUCCAUGUCAGUAGAGGAUCUGGAUGCUCAAGUUCUGCUACUGUAGCCUCCUUCCCCCACCCCCACCCCCUUCCCAAUCCUUUUUACAGAGACAUUGGUCUCAUAGAGGUGAGUGUGUGUGUGUGUGUGUGUGUGUGUGUGUGUGUAUGUAAGUUUAACUGGGGGGAGAGGAGAAUAGGGCCUAACCUGGAGCUUUUCUCUCUUUGGAGAAAAAUGUUCCCAAGUCUGGGGGAGGGGAUAAAUGUGCCUGUUUGUAUGUUUGUGUACACAUCUAUAGGUAGAAGCCUAUGCCCCAGGAGAGUGGGCAGGUGUUCACAUACUAGAUGCGUGUGGUUGGGUAUGUUGUCACCUGUUUGAAUUCAUGAUCUUUGAAAAGACUUUGAGAGGGAAGAGAGCUGUACAGACCUCCAACACCUCCAACAUUAUGAUCAGAUGAUAAGCCAUAUUCCUGCCCCUUAACACCAAUUCCAUUCUCUAGCCCCAAAAGAGGAUAAUGAGGGGAACACAAGGAAAUGCUGUUGCCUAAAUGGCUGGAGGAAACCAGGCAGGACUUUCCCUGAGCUUCAGGAAUGAGAGAUGAGUCAGUACCCCAACUCUCCCCCUACCAUGUACCAAACAUAUCUUCUUUGGGCAGUGCCCUGUCUUGUGUAUUAGGGGAAAAAGGUAACAUAGUCCCUGCUAUCUUAGGAAGCUCCCACUCUGAUUAUGGAGCUAGGAUGAGCACAUACAUAAUAUUAAUAUAUUUAUUAGAAUACGUUUAUAUAUACAUAUAUAUUAGAACCUAUAAUUUCAUCAGUGUGACUUCACAACUGAUAUAAAUCACAACUUCCUUUAUACCUUAGUAAUCAGUUUUCAGAAGCUGCUGUGACUGAAAAAUUCACCUGAUGCUCAACUUCCUGGUGACGAGGCCUUCCAAAUUUAGCUAGACUGGUUCUCAGAUGACAGAUGUAUAUAGGCUGUCGCCAGGCCUAAAGUCAUACAAUAUGUUAGGACCAGUCAAGGGUUGUACUCUGAUAGCAUAACCUUUUUAAUAUAGGUCAUCUCAAUGUCAUGAUGAGGCAACAAAGGAUCAUUUUACUGAAGAAUGUAUAUGUGCAUAAAAAGAUAUGCACAGACACAUUUGACCAACAAAUAUUUAUUAAGCACAUACUGUAUUCAAGGUGCUGUAGAUACAAAGACAGAAAACAAAACAGUGCCUGACCUCAAGGAUCUUAUAUUCUAUGAUGGAAGUGAGGGGGUGGGGAGGGAGACAGGGAUAAGAUGUUCACAAGUUAAGAUAAAAGACAAGCAAAGCAAGAAAGGCUUUAUUUACCAAAGGAGGGGGCACUUGAGCUGAACCUUGAAAGAAAGCAUUCUCAUAAAUGGAAAUGAGAUGGAAAUACCUAACUUCAGUAGAACAGAAAUACCCCAGUUUAUAGUAAUUGGGAGGAGGGGAAGAAUAAGGGAAGGAAAGAUUCUCAAAGGGAAUCAAGGGAUGGAAGUAUAGGUGCAGGAAUUAGAACAAGGCUGUGGGGGAGGAAAGGCUGUGGGAAAAGAAAGUAAGCCUGAAGUAGUGAGAGGCUGGGGGGGGGGGGGAAGAAUUUAUACUCCAUGCAAAGACACUGGUCAAGCAGUGCACACCAGUCGCUCUCUGGAUCUGAACAUUCACUCAAAAAUGUGUGUUGUAAUAUGGUGAAGAAAAGGGGGGGGGGGGACAAUUCCUGCUAUUAAUGUUCAUGACACAAAAAGAAAAUAGAAAAAUCCGUACAUAGUAACAUAAAUGCCAAGGGUAUAUUCAAGUGCUAUGAAAAUAUCACAAGAUCAAUGUAGGGUGAGAUUAGUCAGGUAAUACUUUCUGGAGGAAGUGGAAUUUGAGUCAAUUUAGGUCAAACAAAGGGGUCAUGCACUGAUGAAAAAGAAGAGGAAAGCAUUUCAAAUCGGUAAACACCAAGAACAAAUGCACAGCGAUGGAACAGGCCAGAGAAUGAGAGAUGGGAAUCAGAAGUGACAUUUUAGUUUGAGCAUUAGAGCUAAAACAGCAAGCUGCUUUGCUAAAGUGGAAUGGAGCAGGCAAUGGAGUGAGGGGAGAUGAGAAGGGCCUUUAAGUUCAUACUGAAAAGUUACAUGUGAUAAACAUACACAAAGAGACUUUUUCCAUGCUAAGAUCCAUAUGCCUUUGCUUAGAUUUUGUUGGGUCCACUAGGGCCAGGCCUCUCUGAAUCUCAGUUUUCCCACGAGUGACAUGUGUCCAUGGGCUAGUUUAAUUCCUGUGUUACAAAAGAUGCAAUUAGAUUGGUCAUUCCUUCACUCUCUCCCCUGGGGAUCCCAAGUUCUGCCCUCCCCCCUACUCAUGUGGUAUCUCUCAUUCUCAGGCACGCAAGGAACAGGAUCUAUGUGGAGUGUAGAGAACUGUGGCAAGUGCCCCCUCCCAAAUAUAGCUAGGUUUACUUUUCUUGUGUGUCCCCACACAUAUCUCUUGUCUAUGUCUGUGCUGCAUUAAUUCUCUCCCUUUCCUUUGGAGGGAGAGAGUGAUUUGGGCCUGAAAUUCUCCAUCGCGGAGGCUGCCUCUAGGGGCAGGGUGGGGAGAAAGCUGAAUUACAGAAGCUACACGACCGCUGAGAUGGGGAGUGGCUUGGAACCCUGUGUGUAUUUGGCUGGGGG
This is a messenger RNA of Dromiciops gliroides (monito del monte), 7247 nucleotides long. RefSeq names its product apical junction component 1 homolog (gene AJM1). The record is from RefSeq and is a predicted model, not a curated record. The coding region runs from base 507 to 3509 and encodes 1000 amino acids. Gene Ontology annotation, biological process: cell-cell junction organization. Lineage: Eukaryota; Metazoa; Chordata; Mammalia; Microbiotheria; Microbiotheriidae. Gene Ontology annotation, cellular component: plasma membrane; apical junction complex. The transcript is spliced from 4 exons.